This is a messenger RNA of Diorhabda sublineata, 2062 nucleotides long. Its product is annotated as scoloptoxin SSD14-like. NCBI's taxonomy places the organism in Eukaryota, Metazoa, Arthropoda, Insecta, Coleoptera, Chrysomelidae. The record is from RefSeq and is a predicted model, not a curated record. The transcript is spliced from 10 exons. Gene Ontology annotation, biological process: glutathione catabolic process. Gene Ontology annotation, molecular function: glutathione gamma-glutamate hydrolase. Gene Ontology annotation, cellular component: plasma membrane. The coding region runs from base 151 to 1872 and encodes 573 amino acids.
AUACGGAUUUAAUAUUGAAUUGAAUUGACCAACAGACCGGCAUCUACGUAGAUUGACGCCGGGUCUAAUGCUAGUAGUCGAUUGUACCGCUUAAAAAGUAGUGGUCUAGUUAAUUCCGUCAACAAAAUAUUGGUGACAUAGAAAAACAAAAUGAAGACAACAACGAAACGGGUUGUUGUUGGGGUGACCAUUAUUGUAGUAAUCGCAAUAAUUAUUGUGGUAGCAAUGACGGUUACGAAAGACAAACACAAAGUAGGCGCUGUUGCCAGUAGCGGACAUGGGUGUGCCGAUAUAGGGGUGUCUAUUUUGGGUAAAGGGGGAAACGCGGUGGACGCUGCUAUAGCGACGUUAUUUUGCGAAGGAGUCAUGUUAUCAGAAAGUAUGGGAUUAGGAGGGGGUUUCUUUUUGGUUUUAUACAAUAAAACCACGGGGGAAACGUGGGCUUUAGACGCCCGGGAAACUGCCCCAUCUGCAUCCGGAGAAAACAUGUACAAGGGCCAAUUAGCAUCUUCAUCGUUAAGAGGUGGUAGAUCGGUAGCCGUACCUGGCGAAUUGCGAGGUUAUAUGGAACUUUAUAAUCGAUUCGGUGGAGGUGUACCGUGGAAAGAUCUAAUUCAACCUACAAUUGACAUAUGUAAAAAAGGGCAAUACGUUACGAAACAUUUAGAAUCUAGGUUUAAUUUGAGAAAAGAAAUGUUAUGGAAAGACCCUAUUAUGAGAGAAACUUUUUUCGAUAAAAAAACCAACGAUACUUAUAAAUUUGGUGAUUACGUCAAGCGACCCAGAAUGGCGAAAACUUUGGAAAUAAUCGCCAACGAAGGUGGAAACGCUUUACACGAUGGAUCUCUAACUUCCUCAUUCGUGGAGGACGUUAAAAAUAAUGGCGGAAUCAUAACUAUAGAAGACAUGAAAAAUUAUAAGCCUUUAUGGAAAAAACCCAUAAAAAGUAAUAUUUACAAAAAUUACACCGUCAUAUCGCCGCCUUUACCUGCCAGUGGCAUAAUUUUAAAUUACAUUUUAAAUAUACUAAGUAAUUUCAUAGAUGUUAAACAACCAAAUUCAAUUAUCAACAAUCAAAGAAUAGUUGAAAGUUUCAAAUUUGGUUACGCAAAAAGAACGGUGUGUGCCGAUCCAGAUUAUUUCAAUUUUACAUCGCUAAUCGAUGAACUAAGUUCAAAUAAUUACGCCGAAACUACUAGAAAAUUAAUAAAAGAUAAUGCAACGUCGCAAGAUCCGUAUUACUAUGGAGCAGCGACGAAUUUCCAAGAAGAUCACGGUACUUCGCAUGUAUCAGUUCUUUCUUCGCAAGGAGACGCCGUAUCAGUAACCAGCACAAUUAAUUUCAUUUGGGGGGCUGGUUUCCAAUCUAACAGUACGGGUAUUAUAUUAAACGACAGCAUGGACGAUUUCUCCCAACCGGAAACGUCAAACGGUUUCGGUUUACCGCCAUCUGAAGCUAAUUUUAUUAAACCCGGGAAACGCCCUAUGUCAUCCAUGACGCCCGUUAUUGUACUAGACGGUAACAAAAACGUUGUACUAGUUCCAGGAGGGGCCGGUGGAAGUAAAAUAACAACUGCGUUAGCUCUAACUAUCAUCAAACAUCUUUGGUUCGAUAAAGAUUUGGCUACUUCAAUAAACGAAAAGAGGUUGCACCAUCAGUUAAUUCCUAUGAAGAUAAUUUUCGAAGAGGAAUAUAAAACGAAGGCGAUGGAUAUUGUGAACGGUUUGGAAGCCAUAGGACACAAAUACGAUUUCAAGGACGAUUUCGGAUUUGCGGCCGUUACGGCGAUUAGCAAAAAUUUUAGUACGGGUGAUAUCAUCGCUGUGACAGAUAAAAGGAGACCGGGAUCGGUGGCUUAUGUGACUGCUUAACGUUUAUACAUGGUUGCCAAAUUGAACAGCAUUUUAUAUAAGAAUAAAAAAAUGCGAUACAAAAUAUAAACGGUAUUGUUUUUAUAGAGAGUACAAUGUUGCCAGACUUUGAAAAAAGUAUCUCGAAAAUGAAAAAUGUAAAUUUUGAGGUUAUGUUGAAAAUUAUUCUGAUUAAAAUAUUUUGCUGUUA